Molecule: messenger RNA, 3739 nt
Organism: Sorghum bicolor (sorghum)
Lineage: Eukaryota; Viridiplantae; Streptophyta; Magnoliopsida; Poales; Poaceae
Exons: 8
Coding region: 1614-2795 (393 amino acids)
Biological process (GO): ribosomal small subunit biogenesis; ribosomal small subunit export from nucleus
Cellular component (GO): preribosome, small subunit precursor; cytosol; nucleus
Source: RefSeq, a predicted model, not a curated record
CUCCCUCCGCAUCCCGCCCGACUCUCUCUCUUGCAACGAAAAAAAGGAAACAAACUCGCUCAAGGAAAGAAACCACCGCCACCCCUCCCAGAUCCGCCUGCGUCUUCCUCCUGAUCCGCAUCCCGCUCGGCACCUGCUGGGAUCGCCGCCGUGCGGAUCGCCGCCCCGCCUGCGCCUGCGUCUUGCUAGGAUCGCCGCCGUGCGGAUCGCCGUCUUGCGCCGUCGGUUCGCUCCCCCGGCUGCGCUCAGCCGGCAGCUGGCUUGCGGGCGUGCGCGCGGCCUUGCGGUAGGUCCCGUGGCUCCCGGCCUCGGCGAACGACGUGGAGGGCGCGCGCGGCCCGCCCAGUGGAGGCGCACGGUGUCGUCGCAACGCGGAUGCCUGGCCCCGACGUGCGAGCGGCUCGGCCCCGAUUGGAGCUUCGCGGGUGAAUCGCGCGACCACGAGGACGCGCCGGGCUUGGAGCAUUCCGACCCCGCGCAGAUCCUGGUGCGGCUCGGCUUCGAGUCCUCUGGUGGCGACCCGGCCAAGGUCCCCAAGGCGCCUCCUGGGCCACCAAGCUAGCCCCACUGGCAACUCACGCCGCCACGCAUGGCCACUGUCGUCGGUCGUCCGUGCCACCGUAGGCCUGCCCUUGUGGAGGAGUAUGGCCUUCGGCGACGAUGAGGCGAAGAACGGGUUGCAGCAGAGCGAUGCCGACGAGCCCGAGGCCACUGGAGGAUGUUGCAUCUGUGCCCAGAUGGAUAGCGAUGCACGCUCUCCUUCGAUUUGGCGCCUGUGCAGAACUGCAGAUGAGAUACUGCUAUUUGUCUCUUUACGAGUUGAUUGUCAAUAUGUGUUUGCACUUACGUCUGCACUAACUACUUAAAAAUGCUCAAUCUCUGUUAAUUCACAUCAAUGUGUUUUUAACUGAAGUAAUUUUUUAUUAAUUUGAUGAAUUUGGGUUUAAAUUUACACUGCAGGAUAAUGGAGUUUAUGCAAAGUUAACAUAUUCUCUUUAGCAUGUUUCAGAGUAAAACGAUGACCAUAAGAUAUGAUAUUCAUUGAUUGGCCAUGAAAUUUGACAUGACUGGAAAAUUAAAAAAUCUAGCUGGUCCAUAGAUUUGAGAAAAUGAUAUAAAUAGUUACUUUCCUGCAACAUAUAUAGAUGAUCUCUUUGUGUUCAUCUUCAUGCCCUGGGCAUUGAGAUAUGGAAGCUUGACCAGUAUUGUUGAGUCCAUAGUAUGGCCACACGACAGAUUGAUGGCGAUGGAGGGACCCGUUUCAUUUUUGGACGCCUGCAAUUGCCUUCCAAACUCUAUCCUGCUGGCUUUUGGAAGAGCAGAGAUCUUGGAGUUGUUUUGCAGAAGUAUGAAUCCUCACUAUGCAGCAAAGUGUCGUGUUGCAGCCGCAGCCUACUCGAUCCACUCUCUCGGACGAAUGCUGGGCGGCUGGGCCUCGGCCACAGAAAGCCGACGCUGGCCAUUUCGGGAAGGAAGCCCAACUACAAUACAAGAAGCAGACAAAGCAGCCAUGACAGCCCAGUCCAUCCAACGCCCGGCUUUCACUUUUCUACGCAGCGUCUGCCUGCGUCGCGCCUCGGCCUCGCCUACCUCCCGCCGCCGUCGUGGACGCCAUGGGCCGAGGCCGCAACCGCAAGCCCCGCAACUUCGCCACGUUCCGCCUCUGCCCGCGCCCCGGGGUCGCCGACGCCUCCGACCGCGUCUUCGUCCGCGUCGACGACAACCCCUACUCCGUCCCCGGGUUCGCCGACGACGAGGGCCACUCGUCCUCCACCGCCGUCGGUGCAGACGGCGGCGAGCCCGCCGCCUCCUCCUCCGCCUCGGUCGACGACGACGGAGCGCCCCUGCCCGAGCACGUCCGCCGCGAGAUCUUGGAGCUCGGCCUCCCCGACGACGGCUACGACUACCUCACCCACCUCCGCGAGCUCCGCCCCUCCCUCUCCUCCACCGGCGGCGGGGGAUCCUCGGCCGUGUUCCUCCCCAGCCGCCGCCCCGCGCGCUCCGGCCCCUGCGUGGACGUCAAGGCGUACGACUUCACUCGUACUCCCCUUGGCUCCGGGAAGGUUGCAGUGGUGACGGCUAGUCGGGCUGAGGAGGCUAUUGACCUGGAUGUCGCUAGGCUGCUUGACGGGAGAGAUUCGCCGGCCGUUGAGUCGGGGGAUGAGGAUUUGGAGGAGGAUUUUGUUAUCCUUGCUAACGAGCCAGAUGAGGAGCUGAUCGAGGAAGAGAGUGCUGCUGGGGGCAAGGAGAAAGCUCUGCAGCUGCCUCGCAAGCAGUUUGAUUCGCUUGCUUUUGAAGAAUAUGCAGACAGUGGAGAUGAUUGUCAUGUUCAAGAUGCAAAGCAUGAACUUUCCCAGGAUGUUACAAACAAACUGAAAUCGCCUCACAGUGAAAAUUUUGAUGCUGAUAAAAAUUGCUGGGCAGCAGCAGCACAAUAUGUUGCUCACGGGAUACUAGAGUCAGAAGAGCAAAUUGAUACGUCUUCUAAUGCCAUGCCCGAAUGUGUUGGAUAUGCUGGAACAUAUGAAGUCAGUGAAGAAGAACAAGUGAUUCUUGCUCCAGAAAGUAGCGAGGGAUCUGCAGUCAUGUACUCUACUACCACGGUUUCUGGAUCAUAUCUCGAUGUUAAAAUGCAAUUUCCAAAACUUUCCCCUGGAGAAACAAGUAUGAAAAAAUCCAUCAUCAGAAAAGGAAUAGAGAAGCUUCCUACAGCGUAUUUACCUCAGAGGAACACUUUGAGUGGUCAAAAACUGGGACCCUACAAGGAACCAAAAGAGGAAGGGACAGAAAGCUAGAAAGAUCAAGGUUGCAGAGCAAAGAAUGAUGCCGUUGUCACAGGACCAUGUUUUGUACGCAUUAUGAGUUAUGUUUGUUUUGUUAUGUAAAUCUGAAACUUGUACUGUGUACUUUCAAACUUCAAGAGGACUGUAGAAGCGAAAAGAUUGUACGCCAGAUUAGACAGAGUUGUUAGUUUGAUGUGAAGUUUUAUGUCAAGGUUUUUAGGCUAAACAUAGAUUGCAUGUUUUAGGGGUGGCUACAUAUGUAGGGCUGCUGAUCAUCUCAUUGGAAUCAAUCAAGAAAUUGUCACUUCUCAUCCCAAUCCAGACCAGAUGUAUUGUCUCCCAAAUGUCUGCUGGGGAGGAAACAAUGAAAAGAAACAUGUAGUACUGGACUACUGGGUAGCUAAAGGGAUUUGACAGUGAGAGCUUGGUUGAAACGAAAAGAUAUUGGUCCUUCUGUGAGAAAAUCCAACCAACUGAUGGUUCUGCUAACUGGAGAUUUGAGGGCAGUGUACCAUGGAAGGUACUACCAACUAUACUGCAGAACUGCCGGAGACUGGAGUUGCCAUCCAGAUCACUGUUUAGUGCUAGUGCAAGUGCAAUGCAUCUUGAGUUCAGAUCCGACUUUUGUUUCACGAGAUGGACUGGAACCGUAUGCGUGCUGCGUGCAUCAGAGAGAACGCAGAGGUGGUGCAGUGAUUUGUCCUUCCCGGUUUGAACUUUAAACGGAGCCCUUUCAUGGUUGCUAUUGCGCUCCAAUCAUUUGGUGGAGAUGAUGAUGGUACUGCUCCCGCAAGACGAUGACAUCUUAUAAUGUCCUCAUCAUUGGGUAGCAAACCAUACUGUUCGUCCGUAAUACGAUCACCAGCGAUGAUGGUGUAUACCUUUCGUCGUUCUCUCUCAACUGCUGCACUCAUUGCAGCUCUCUCUCUCUCUCUCUCUCUCUCUCUCUCUCUCUC